Molecule: messenger RNA, 660 nt
Organism: Cetraspora pellucida
Lineage: Eukaryota; Fungi; Glomeromycota; Glomeromycetes; Diversisporales; Gigasporaceae
Source: the annotation of a GenBank genome assembly
AUGCCAUCAAAUUUUAUCAAUUUCUUAUUAUUCGCUUUGCUGAUAGUAUCACGGCGUGGUCUAUUAGUCUAUGCUCAAGACACUGAUAGUGGUAUCGUAAGUUUGAAUGAUACUAGUUAUGGUUGGUUUGUCUGUAGCAAGACAUCUACAAGCUAUAUGGAAUAUGCAAUAGCAGUAGUACCAAGCUCUGCAAUCCCAAAUGAUCAAGCCGGUACAACUUCACUGGCACAUAGGCCUGGUUCUUUCUCUCAAUUCGGCAUUUUGACUUUCGGCACAAACUAUACUGGAGCUCAUCAGUUCGCUGAUCCUAACAGUGCUUCUUUCAUUUAUAUUGCAAAUCUAUCGUGCGCUGAUCAACCAGUUCCUAGUUGCUCGCCUAACUCACAAACUUUUAAUACUUCUACUGUUUUAUGUUUGGCUGUGUCGAAUCCUAAUGGUUGUGAAACAAAGUUUUCAUAUAGCAUAUCGUUUACUUCUGGUGUAAAGUAUCCUGCUUUGGCCAUUUUUGAUUCUAACCCUUCUAGUUGCCCUACAACAACUACUCCUUCAAUGACUACUACUAUUAUUGAUGGUGCAUCUUACACUGGCACUGGAUUAUCUUUAUCAUCUAAUGCGGAUAUCGAUUUAAUUAAUGACAUUAGCGGAGGACAUCCAAUUUGA